Messenger RNA from Dentiscutata erythropus, 407 nucleotides. Lineage: Eukaryota; Fungi; Glomeromycota; Glomeromycetes; Diversisporales; Gigasporaceae. The record is from the annotation of a GenBank genome assembly.
CUUGCCAAAUUAGUGGCCCUAAAUGCUGUUUUGACAACGCACAUAGCGCAUUCCGUAGUGCAACAAUUAAUCUAAUCAACUACAGCGGAUCCGAUAUUACUUUUGUAGAUGCGACUCUCGACCGCGGAAUCUGGACCUCACAAUGCAAUCCCAACGUAAUUGAUCGAAUUCACAAUGGCCAAAACAUAACCUUUGCCAACGAAUCAACAGGAAAACUUAAUAAUUUGGGUUCAGUUCGCUUUAUUGUUGGAUGCACGUACAUUCUUAACAUCUAUUGGGAGAACCCUAUAUAUGAAAGAAAUUUGUAUUUUGUUUAUAUUUCUCCAUCCAAUUCUCCUUAUGUAGUAGAAGAGACUGGUGGACAUGGUUAUAAUUCGCUUUAUUCUAUUACAAUUAGAAUGAAAUAG